This is a messenger RNA of Leguminivora glycinivorella, 2699 nucleotides long. RefSeq names its product zinc finger protein ZFP2-like. Gene Ontology annotation, biological process: regulation of transcription by RNA polymerase II. The record is from RefSeq and is a predicted model, not a curated record. Gene Ontology annotation, molecular function: RNA polymerase II cis-regulatory region sequence-specific DNA binding; DNA-binding transcription factor activity. NCBI's taxonomy places the organism in Eukaryota, Metazoa, Arthropoda, Insecta, Lepidoptera, Tortricidae. The transcript is spliced from 3 exons. Bases 466 to 2370 code for a protein of 634 amino acids.
UUAGUAUUUAUUUUCAUUCUUCAGGGCUACUUUUACAAUAGUUUUAACAUAUUUUAAGCAUAACAUUUUUGCUUUAUUUUGUAAGGAUUGAACACUUUCUAUGAUGGGCCUGCCUCAAAUAUUAUCCAAAACCAAAUAAAGGUUUCUAUCACAAUAACAUAGACGUGAAAUGUCGCAUAUUGAUAAUCUAGAUCAAGGAGAGUUGAAGUCACUGGACACGUUGCACAUUGGUUUCUGAAGUACUGUAUCUACGUAUUAUAUCGCUGAGGCAGGCCCUAAGGUGUACACGUAGCCGACAAAAGUAGGUCUGUAGUAAUCUAAUAGUGACGAUUGUUGUCAAUAACGGAAUAUAAGUCGCCCUCUGCCCUUUGCAUACUCUGGUCUUACAAUCAGCUAGAAAGGGACUGAAUCAAGGGAUACAAGGUAUAUUUUUAUUUAAUAAUAAUAAUUUUAAAUAAUUUUGCAAUGUCAGAGGGUAAAGUACAAGUGAAGGUAGAACCUCUAUAUACAGAUUAUGAGGCAAAUUUGGAGUCUGGGAAUAAAGCUGAAGAGGCUCAUAUACAUGUCAAAGAUGAACCUAUUUGGAACACUGAGGAGUACUCACCGGCCAGCGUCUGUAGAGAUCAAGUGAUAGAAAAUGACUCUCUGAGUCACACAACUAAAAAAAUAAAGAAAGAAACUGAACAACACAGCACAAAAUACUCACAAGAUGAUUGGUGUAUGGAGUAUAAGGUUAAGGUUGAGACAGAGGUAGAUAAGUCUAAUAGAAGCAACAUAGCAUCACAAGUUAAGGAAUAUAGUCAUAACAUAUCACAGCAGAGUCUAGUGCUGGCGGCGUCCACAAACCAGUAUAUGAAAAAGGAAAAAGAAGCUACAAAGGAUGCAAUUAGUAAAGAGGCAGUUACGCCAAGUGGCUUGUAUGUUGACCAAAUGGUCAAGAUUGAGAGAGACACAGACAUUUACAGUGUAAAUAAUGAAAUUCCACAUAAGUUAAAUAACUCUGAGAGCAAAGUAGAAACCAGUCCAAUAGGCCAUGAUGGCAGUAAGUUUACAAUCCAGUCAUGCCUCAGUACAGACCAAAUGGUAAAGGCAGACAAUGCGGUUGUAGGCCUGUACAUGGACCAUGUUGUAAAAGAGGAACUAGUAGUUGGGCCUGAGGUAUUGCAGAAGCCUAAACUCUUACCAUUUCAAGCAACUAAUAACAACCUUGAUAGAUGCUCGGUCAGGCUGGAGAAAAUGCAUGUAGAGACAGAGAGCAGCACAUGCAGUGUUGGCUUCAAUACAUACAAGUGCCAAGUGUCUCUCCUGAACUACCAAGGCAAUCAAGUAAAAGAAGAAAUCAAUCAUUCAGCUCCACAGAACAGUCAAAAUAUACAGAUUAGUGGAAAUGCAAAAUUACUUAGUAAAAAAAGAAUUAAAGUUGAAGGAAAACAAUACAAACGUGAAUUGCAUGGUAAGGUGCAGAGUGAAAAACCCUUCAAAUGCACCCUCUGCAGCUACUCCACUGCUAAUAAAGCUCACUUCCAAAUACACGAAAGAGUACACACUGGGGAAAGACCUUACAAAUGUGACCAGUGUAGUUAUGCCGCCAUCCAAAAAAGUGACUUGUCCGUCCACCAGAGAGUACACAGUGGUGAGAAGCCAUUCAAGUGUCGCCAUUGUAUCUUUGCCUGCUCCCGUAAACGUGACCUGUUGGCUCAUGAAAGGACUCAUGAUGUUGAUAAACGACUAAAAUGUGAGCAAUGCUCUUACACCAGCAACCGCAAACGAGAUAUGCUAAUCCACGUCAGUUGCACACAUGCAGACACUUUGUUAACCACCACUGUAAAUGACCAGAAUAUUUACAAAUGUGACCACUGUAGUUACACUAGUCCUAUUAAACGAAAUUGGCAGAACCACAUCAGAAUAACGCAUACGAAACCAAAACCGUACAGAUGUAAAAUAUGUAGAUAUGAAUCUAAAGAUAAAAGUAGAUUUGAAACACAUGUCAAAGAACACACUGGGAAGCCAAUCGAGUUCCGCUUCAAAUGUGGUGAAUGCAAUUACGCUACUGGUCAUAAACAUCAUAUGUUAACGCAUCAAAGAACUCACUCAGGUGAAAAACCUUUUCAUUGUAACCACUGCAGCUACGCGACUGCCUAUAGACGUGAAUUGGUAGCCCACAAAGCUUUACACAAUAAUGAAAACCCUUACAAAUGCACUAAAUGCAGUUACGCAUGUGGCAGUGAGAGCCAUCUGCGGAUCCACGAAAGGACACACAUUGGUGAGAACGAGAAUAGACUUACGGAAACGUUAACAGAAACUAAAAAACCUGUUCAGACCAGAGUUAACACUUUCAAAAUUUUACUUAAAAGGGAACAAAGCAAAUAAAUAGCUCUUGGCAUUAAAAUCCACUCCUAUUCACAUUCCACAACCAGGGAAUGGGUCGGCGUAGUUUCAUUUUUCUACAAAGAUCUUUUGAAGAGAUAUAUACAGAUUCGUUUUUAGUCAGGAACUGGGAACCUGAUCCUUAUAAAUCUAUAUUAAACUGAACCUCUAAUUUUUAAUUUUUCUUUAAUUGCUUUGAAAGAAGUGAGCACUAAUGCAUAGUAAUAUUUUUGUAAAGGUUAGGAUAAGUAUUUGUUUCAUAUAAUCACACUUGCAUCACAGCAUUUUAAUCACAUUUUUAAGCUGUAUUAAUAUUAGGAUAUUUAUUUUAA